Molecule: messenger RNA, 645 nt
Organism: Rhododendron vialii
Lineage: Eukaryota; Viridiplantae; Streptophyta; Magnoliopsida; Ericales; Ericaceae
Exons: 1
Coding region: 1-645 (214 amino acids)
Molecular function (GO): zinc ion binding; nucleic acid binding
Source: RefSeq, a predicted model, not a curated record
AUGAAGAAGAAACUCAAUGAGCAAUUCUUGCCUUUCAACUAUAUGCAAAACCUCUAUAAGAAUUUGCAUAAUCUCAAACAAGUUGGAAGUGUUGAUGAGUACACGGAGGCUUUCCAUCAACUUGUUGCUAGAGUUGAUUUGAAUGAAAGUGAAGAUCAAAUGGUUGCAAGGUACAAAAGUGGGUUGACAAUUACAAUCCAAGAUGCCCUUGCUAUGCAAACUUUGUGGACGGUUUCAGAAGCUUACAAUCGGGCAUUGGUGGCCAAAAGGCAAGAAAAGAGGAAGUUUUUGAGAUCCGGGCAACAAUAUCAAGGCGGUUCCAAGUCCGGGCAGCCCUUUUACUCUUAUGCUAGGGGUGGUUCUUCCUCUAGUGGUGGCCAAGGUGCUUCUUCUGGGGUUGGUAUUCAAAACCGAACGGAUAAGGCUUCCACACCCGCUCAAAAUCAGCCUCAAUCCGGUGCUUCGGGGGCUCGAAAUCAAUUCCAAAGUGGGGGUUUUAAGUGCUUCAAGUGUGAAGAACUGGGUCACAAGUCUUCGGAUUGUCGUAAGGCUUCCGGAGGUCGUAUCAAGGCACUUUUCAUUGAGGAGGUUACAGAACAAGGUUGUGAGGAUGAUAUUCCCAUUUAUGAAGAAAAAAAUAUGUGA